Molecule: messenger RNA, 746 nt
Organism: Drosophila busckii
Lineage: Eukaryota; Metazoa; Arthropoda; Insecta; Diptera; Drosophilidae
Gene: Coa8
Product: COA8 family protein CG14806, mitochondrial
Exons: 3
Coding region: 67-606 (179 amino acids)
Biological process (GO): intrinsic apoptotic signaling pathway
Cellular component (GO): mitochondrion
Source: RefSeq, a predicted model, not a curated record
UGCCAUCACUAAAAAAUUCCAACCAACUACAUAACAUGUACACAUGAUAAUAACAUAUAAAUAGAAAUGUAUAAACGCUUACCAACUCGUUCUCUGGUUAGCUUUUCGAAUUGCUGGUCACGCUGCUAUGCCACAGAACAGCCGGCCCAGUCACAAGGGCAGCCGGAGAGCAGAAAACGUCCUGUUAUUGGUCUUACACAACCGCCGGAUCCACAGUCAGUAGAUACUGAUUAUAUUGGUCCAGCCGAUCCAAAUUCAAAUCUACGGCCAUAUGUUCGACAUUACAAUGAGAAUGAAACGGAGUUGGAAAAGAAGUUACGCUGCCUGCGUAUCGAUGUAGAGAAAUGGAACAUGGAUUUCUGGACGAAGCACAACAAACGUUUCUAUGAGGAAAAGGAAGAUUUCAUGCGUCUGCAUAAAGACAGCGGCACUGAAGAGGUAAGCGCCGAUCAGAUGAGCGUAUUUUACAAAUCAUUUCUGGAUAAAAAUCGACGCAUGCAUCUGAUGUAUAAUAUAUCCUGGUAUUUGAAGAAUUUUGACAUGCUUACUCUAGCAUUUGGAGUGCAAGUACAGAAGCUUUUGAAGCUUAGAAGAAAGAAGACGUAGUCAGUCCCCCCAUUGACUACUUCCCAGUAUAGAAGCUAUAUGUGAAUUGUGUUGUCCAUUGUACAUAAAUCUAAAACGUUGGAAAAUAAGUUAAAAAUGAAUGAAAAACGAAACGAAAUAGAAAGCAAUUUUCUUGUAUA